GGUAACCGCAUGACGUUCUUGGCUCGCGCUAUCAUUCGUGAUACCCAGAUCAUCUGAACUGCCAGCGAACAGCUUCAGACGUCAUAGUCGCUGCCAUUCCAAACAGUUGAGCUACCGCCAAGUCCUAUAACUGAAUCUGACGAGUGUAGUCCUGGUCAUACAUGCAUCAGCCGUGACAGAUGUCCUCCGAACCAGAAGUUCAAAUGAAGGAUUUUAAAGUGUACAUCAUGACUUGGAACGUGGUUUGCCGGGGGCCUAUCGAGGACUUGUGUUCUGCGUUGGGCCUUGACCACCCGGUCAACAGAAGUGCCUUACCAGACCUGUACGCUGUAGGGUUUCAAGAAGUGAGUGCUCGACCCCAGUGCCUUUUGCGACAAGCAUUUUUUGAAGAGCCAUGGAUACAAGCUGUUAGAGCUGCUCUGCGCAAGUACCGUUACGUUAAGGUGAAGCACGUAAGGCUACAAGGUCUCGUGCUGGCCAUCUUCCUCAAGCGUAAACACCUGAUUUACUUGCGCGGGGUCCAGUCUACGUACACAAGGACUGGUCUCGGAGGUGUCUGGGGCAACAAGGGCGGAGUGACUGUUCGAAUGAUAAUGUACGGCUGUUCAACGUGCUUCAUCGACUGCCACCUCGCCGCUCACGAAAGUGAACUCGCACAGCGUAUAAAUGAGUAUAACACUAUAAUUGAGAAGCAGACGUUCGACGACCUGAAUGCAACCAGUGUUUUGAACCACAAUUACGCGUUUUGGUUUGGAGACCUAAAUUUUCGCAUCGAUGACUGCACCAUACACGACCUGCAACUCUCCAUAGGAAAGGGGACAGUACACAAUUUCUUACAGAAAGAUCAGUUAAGAAACGCCAUGAGGGCCAAAAAAGCAUUUCACCACUUCCAAGAACAUGAGAUCACUUUCUUACCCACCUACAAGUACCUCGUGGACAGUCAAGGUUACAAUUUCAGUCGCCGUAAGCCCGCGUGGACGGACAGGAUCAUGUACCGCUUCACAAGGGAUGCUUACGAGAACGUAGUCCUGGACGUAAAACAACACCAUUACCAGAGCCACGACCUAUAUAUCCAAAGCGACCACAAACCUGUCUCUGGAAGUUUCACAAUCAAGGUGUUUGCAAGGCCAGAGCAGCCUGUUGUAUUCUUCUUUCCGGUGGGACCCUGGACUAUCAGCCAUGACUGCUUUGCCUGGUAUUACACGAACGCUGACAUGGACGUGCUUCCGUCGGACUGGGUUGCUUUAUAUAAGGACAAUUUCACCAGCCUGGGUGACCACAUCUGCUUUGUAUGGGCGUCGCGGCACCCUGUAGACAGCCUUCCGGCCCACUUGAUGACAGAGGCCCGAAAACUGUACUCUGUGUGUUCGAGCCAUCCGCGUUGUACAUGCGGCGAUGAAAGUCCUCCCACGCCACCUUCUCCUCCGCUGGGACGUCGUCCACCUCACUCCGCUGUGGAGCCCGUACCCUGCCAAGGGACUACCAAGGUCUGCAGGCUCCACGACCGGAAUUCUCUGAAGCAUGUAUCUACAUGUCGAACGUUCAGGGAAGACGUGAAGUCUCUUGAGAGCGAAGAAACGGUGGAGUCGGUCAGGACAUAUUCCGAACGGCAACAGCCAAGCACCCGUCCCAACAGCGCUUGGACACAUCGCAAACCUGUGCUUCUAAGCGGCGGCUCCUGUGACACUCCAUCGCCCUGUGACCACCCUGACUACAAGGCCGAAGCCCUGUCCCCCUGGGUUUUAGCGGCGAGCUCUUGUUCGGUCCGGAACGAAGGACCCUCGUCCGGGCCUACCUUUUACCGGGUGCUAUUUGGCAGCCAAAAUCUUCUAUUGGUGGGCAGAUAUCGUCUUCUGUAUCUCAGGGGCGACUCUGAUGUGCUAGGCAUGAGCGGUUCUUUCAAGGUCAAGACGCCGCUCAUUGUCUAGGCUGCUCUACGAUAAGAAUCCUUUCAGUUUGGAAACAGACCCAUAUGCAAUGUAUUCAGCGCCAAUAAAUUUCGAGUAUUAUGAAA
Ornithodoros turicata is the source of this 2014-nucleotide messenger RNA. Its product is annotated as inositol polyphosphate 5-phosphatase K-like. NCBI's taxonomy places the organism in Eukaryota, Metazoa, Arthropoda, Arachnida, Ixodida, Argasidae. Gene Ontology annotation, cellular component: cytoplasm; plasma membrane; ruffle. Gene Ontology annotation, biological process: phosphatidylinositol dephosphorylation. Bases 180 to 1928 code for a protein of 582 amino acids. The transcript has 14 exons. Gene Ontology annotation, molecular function: phosphatidylinositol-4,5-bisphosphate 5-phosphatase activity. The record is from RefSeq and is a predicted model, not a curated record.